GGGCGCGGGACGCUAGGCUUAAUGUUCCGCGCGUUCCCGCACCGACCAUUCUGCACCUCGCAGUCGACUCUAACGGUUGUACCAGUAAAAGAAAAGCCGCAGCAAUGGUAGACACCGCUGUACUCGAGGUAUUGGAGGCUGGAUUCAGCAAACUCCAAGCGUCAGACUCCAAGUCGCUUCUUAAGAAAUACCUCACCCGUGAGGUCUUCGACAACCUAAAGAACAAGAAAACAUCCUUCGGCUCCACACUCUUGGAUGUUAUCCAAUCUGGUAUUGAGAACUUGGACUCAGGUGUUGGAAUCUACGCUCCUGAUGCAGAAGCGUACACUGUAUUUGCUGAUCUCUUUGACCUCAUCAUUGAGGACUACCACAAUGGCUUCAAGAAAACUGACAAGCACCCACCCAAGAACUGGGGUGAUGUUGAGACCCUUGGCAACUUGGACCCCACUAGCGAAUUCAUUGUAUCUACCCGUGUCCGCUGUGGUCGUUCCAUGGAGGGCUACCCCUUCAACCCCUGCUUGACUGAAGCCCAAUACAAGGAAAUGGAAGAGAAAGUUUCAUCGACCCUGUCUGGCCUCGAGGGUGAACUCAAGGGUACUUUCUACCCCCUGACUGGCAUGUCCAAGGAGACACAGCAGCAGCUCAUCGAUGACCACUUCCUCUUCAAGGAGGGUGACCGUUUCCUCCAGGCUGCUAAUGCUUGCCGAUUCUGGCCCACUGGCCGUGGUAUCUACCACAACGAGAACAAGACCUUCCUCGUCUGGUGCAAUGAGGAGGAUCAUCUCCGUAUCAUCUCUAUGCAGAUGGGUGGUGACUUGAAGCAAGUAUACAAGAGGCUAGUGACUGCAGUCAAUGAUAUUGAGAAGAGAAUUCCUUUCUCUCACAAUGACCGUCUCGGUUUCCUAACCUUCUGCCCCACUAAUCUGGGUACGACCGUUCGUGCGUCCGUACACAUCAAGCUGCCCAAGCUCGCAGCAGACAAGGCAAAGCUUGAAGAAGUCGCUGCCAAAUACCACUUGCAAGUGCGAGGAACCCGCGGUGAGCACACCGAAGCCGAAGGCGGAGUCUACGACAUUUCCAAUAAGAGGCGCAUGGGUCUGACCGAGUACGAAGCCGUCAAGGAGAUGUACGACGGCAUUGCUGAACUGAUCAAAAUCGAGAAGUCCCUGUAAGCUUCGAUCUCGCGUUAUCAGUAUUUUUUUUUAAAUAUUAUUUAUCGUUUUCACGUAAGUAUUGGAUGUUGGCUGGGCUGCCAGGCGACACUAGUCAGCGACGUCCCAUCGGGACGUACGGGCACGCGGGCGGCCCUAUAUACUGUUUUUCGUAAAAGUAUUUUCUAUAAGGAAAUGGAAAAUAAAGACAGCUAGCGUUAAGACCA
Melitaea cinxia (Glanville fritillary) is the source of this 1378-nucleotide messenger RNA. It is a transcript of the gene AK, whose product is annotated as arginine kinase. Gene Ontology annotation, molecular function: creatine kinase activity. Bases 105 to 1172 code for a protein of 355 amino acids. Gene Ontology annotation, biological process: phosphocreatine biosynthetic process. The record is from RefSeq and is a predicted model, not a curated record. The transcript is spliced from 3 exons. Lineage: Eukaryota; Metazoa; Arthropoda; Insecta; Lepidoptera; Nymphalidae.